ACGCAAUCUCACCAAAAUACAUUAAUAUGGUGAACUGCAACUGCGUUUGAGAGAGAGAAUUGGGCUAAACAGGCAACAACAAACAGAAGAGAAGCUACGAGAGGCAUACACAAUAUUGAAUGAUCGAUUUCUGCAUUUUGGGCACAAUUUGCAACAUCGUCGGGAAUUGCAAACCUAAUUUAUCGCUAUGCGUUAGUUGAGGAAAAUAGAAAAGGCUAACAACGUGUAGUGCUAAAUCAACAGAUUUAAGCUAGAUCCAGGACCUUAUAUCCCAGCCGGGACGAUAAGGAUGAGUGAGUGAGUAGAGUGUGCAGUAUGUCAUCACCUAAACUUGUCACUGACGAAAGGAAGUUUACUUUGUAAUAGACUCUCUUAUAGAGCGUUUUCACUCACGUGGCCAGCGGCCAUGCAAAUUUAUUGGAACAAAAGAAAGUGUUUACAUAUAAGAAAAGAGUUCAAUUCCCACAGGAUUGGUUUUGGACACCAACAUUCGUUGUCUUGAGACACCAAUAUGGCUGCCCUGACGUCAUGUGAAAAUACUCUAUUUCCUGGCAUCGAUCAAGACAUGUUUGUUAAAUAAUACUUAUCUGCAAGUCAUUUCAAUUUCAGGUUAUAACUUUCUUUCGAUCUAGCUCUCAUAGAGAACUAUCAGGAAGUGGCGAAGCAUAGCUCAGUGGUACUGGUGUGGGUGUAAUGACUUCGAUGGACCCGUUACUCAAAACAGCUCUCCUUCGCACUCUAGUUUUCUUUUUACUGACCUCUCUUGGCGCUUGGUUGUUUGUCCUAGUGGAACAUGAAAGCGAAGACACCAGAAAAGAAAAAUAUCAGUUAUUGCACUCACUGUAUACGUCAAUGGCAUCUAAAUACAACAUGACCAUCGAGGAGUUCAACAACUUUUCCAAUACGGCCAAUGAAGCCCUGAGCAACCCUAAACCACGGUGGACCUAUUUAGCCGCAUUCGAGUUUGUCAUUAGCGUAGUAACUACUAUCGGUUAUGGAAACAUCACUCCUCAGACACCAGCCGGGCAGAUAUUAUGUGUCUUCAUUUCGCUACUCGGCAUUCCCAUUGCUUUGCUCACGUUAAAAUCCAUCGGCGAACUCACUGCCAGACGGCUUAACGUAAUGGUCACGAAGUUUGAAAAGAAAAUCCUUAAAAGACCAGAGCCAAAACGAGUUCAAACAAAGAGUGCUAUGAUUUCGGUUGCCUUAAUGGCUGUGUUAAUGGUGGAAUGUGCUUUUUUCGUGACCCAUCUUCUGGGCUGGACUUUCAUCGAAGGACUGUAUUUCUGGUUUAUAACAUUUACUACAAUUGGAUUUGGUGACUACGUUAUCAGCGAUAUCGACGUCCCGAGCUACAACAAAUUAACUUUUAACAUUUCCUUACAUCAAGAAAACAAAGAUGAAUCAGUUGACGUGCAUAUCUACAAUAUACUCAAAAUGUUAAACUGUUUAUUUGGAUUAUGCAUUGUCUCAAGUGUACUCAACUCCAUCAUGGCGUGCAUUGAGGAGGCCGGGAGAUGUCGUCCCCGGUGUCUUGGAUGUUGUAAUCGAAACCUCCAAGACCAUGUGAACAGUGAACAAAAUGACAUUCCAGAACAGCAUGAGAUGUGUGUGGAACAUCUUCAGACUUAGGUUCAGUCUUUAGAGUAUUAUCAGUGUCAUCAUCUUGCUUUCUUUUGCCUUUAAAUUUGAAUCUAAGCGUCAUUAGUAGCCGCUCAGCUGUGUGUUAUUGGAAGUCAGCGAAUCCGAUUCGUUCUCUUGCCCGGCGUUUUCUGUUUAACAAAUAGAUUCCACGUUGCCGUGCGUCUGUUCAUUAAAAGGUCACAGAUUAUGCCAAAAUGCGGUAAGAACAAAAAAGUAGCACAAGAGCUUUCAAAAAGUAGCACAAACACAACAAUUAGAAUAUUCGCUCUCGAUUUCUAUGCGUACUAGUUGAGCCCUCGUCAACUACCACGCAUAGAAAUCAAGAGCGGAUAAUC
Orbicella faveolata is the source of this 1979-nucleotide messenger RNA. RefSeq names its product potassium channel, subfamily K, member 16-like. Gene Ontology annotation, cellular component: plasma membrane. Gene Ontology annotation, biological process: stabilization of membrane potential; potassium ion transmembrane transport. Gene Ontology annotation, molecular function: potassium ion leak channel activity; outward rectifier potassium channel activity. NCBI's taxonomy places the organism in Eukaryota, Metazoa, Cnidaria, Anthozoa, Scleractinia, Merulinidae. The record is from RefSeq and is a predicted model, not a curated record.